GUCGGACGUGUGACAUUUGAAGGGAACAUUGUGGGUUUUGGCCCCAAUUUUUCGGGGCAAGGUAGAAAAUCGGAUGGCAGGCAGAUAGAAGUGUAUGCCAAGUUUUAUUUUUCAAUAGCCUAUAUCAAUGGAUGCAAAAACACAAAAAAGAGUCGACGUUGCCAAGCGAAAGGCUAGAGCAGAACUGAAAGGAGAAAAUGGCUGGACAAAAUUAAAUUAUAUGGAGACAUUUGACACAAGUCUUGCAAGUGUCAGAGACAAUGUUCCUCGUCUGGACUGCAAUAAGAUUUCAAAAUCAGAGUUUGUAGAGAGAUAUGAAAAACCUAGAAUUCCUGUUGUGUUGACACAUGCGAUGGAUCACUGGAAAUCAAUGAGAAAGUGGACAACAGAGAGACUAGUAAAAAAGUACAGACAUCAGAAAUUUAAAGUUGGUGAAGAUGAUGAAGGCUAUGCUGUGAAAAUGAAAAUGAAAUAUUACUCUGAGUAUAUGGCACAUCAAACAGAUGACAGUCCAUUGUAUAUAUUUGACAGUUCCUUUGGUGAGCAUGCUGAGAAGAAGAGAUUGUUGAUUGAUUAUGAGGUUCCACGGUUCUUUGCUGAUGAUCUCUUUAGAUUUGCUGGAGAAAAAAGAAGACCCCCUUAUAGAUGGUUUGUUAUGGGUCCAGGCAGAUCAGGCACUGGUAUUCACAUAGAUCCUCUGGGAACAAGUGCAUGGAACAGUCUUGUAUCAGGACACAAACGCUGGGCACUGUUCCCAACAAAUGUUCCCAGGGAUCUUUUAAAAGUCACUAGUGCAGAGGGUGGAGAUCAAAGAGAUGAGGCCGUCACAUGGUUCACCAAAAUUUUUCCCAAGACUCAACUUCCCUCCUGGCCUGAGGAGUAUAAACCACUUGAGAUCCUUCACUGCCCAGGAGAAACUGUGUUCAUUCCAGGUGGAUGGUGGCAUGUAGUGAUAAACUUGGACACAACAAUUGCUGUCACGCAGAAUUUUUGUUCACCUGUCAAUUUUAACAUUGUUUGGCACAAAACAGUCAGAGGAAGGCCUAAACUCUCCAAAAAAUGGUACAAGAGGUUAAAGAAAGAAAGACCGGAGAUAGCAGAGAUAGCAGACGGUGUGCAUAUUGAUGAACCCACUGGUGUCCAGUCCGACUCGUCCUCGUCGGCCUCUUCCUCCUCGUCGUCUUCGUCGUCAUCGUCCUCUAGUGAUUCAUCAGAGUCUGAGACAACAGAUUCAGAAGAAGACAGGUGUCGGGAGAAACAGAAGCACAGCCCGUCACACGGUGACAAACGGAGAAGAAAGCGGCCGAAGCAGAAUUCUCCACCUUCAUCAAGGGAAGAAAAUUUAGGCCCAGGCUCCCCAAAACGUGGUAGAUGACCGUGCUUAAGGUUGCUCAGGAUGUUCCCGGCGAAAUGAGAUGCUCGCCCAUACUGGAACGUAGAACAUUUUUUUCAGAAGCUCGAUGCAGCAAUCGUGGACGAAAAGAUUUCAAAGACGUCAAUAAAUUGAUUCUAUAAACAGCGAA
Messenger RNA from Pocillopora verrucosa, 1523 nucleotides. Its product is annotated as bifunctional arginine demethylase and lysyl-hydroxylase PSR. Gene Ontology annotation, biological process: phagocytosis. Gene Ontology annotation, cellular component: cytoplasm; nucleus. The record is from RefSeq and is a predicted model, not a curated record. NCBI's taxonomy places the organism in Eukaryota, Metazoa, Cnidaria, Anthozoa, Scleractinia, Pocilloporidae. Gene Ontology annotation, molecular function: P-TEFb complex binding; histone H4R3 demethylase activity.